AUGUGUGGACCUCAGGUUGUUAGCAAAUUCAAGACUGUACCACUGUCUAACAGCACGGUGAAAGACAGAAUUGAUAGAAUGGCUGGAAACGUUGAGAACACACUGAUAGAAAAUCUCAAAAUGGGCCCGUUUUCCAUCCAGCUCAAUGAAACUACAAAUGUAGAGGCGAUCCUGAUUGUAUAUGUACAGUACAUCAACAAAACCGAACUGAAACAAGACAUUCUUAUGUCUGUCAAUCUAACAACCACCACACGAGAAGAAGAUAUUUUCUGUGUUGUUGACACAUACUUCACAAAACACAAUUUUCCCUAUAAUAAUUUAGUUGCAUGCUGCACAGAUGGAGCUGCUUCUAUGAUGGGAAAGAAUAAAGGCUUCAACAGCUGUUUGAAAGAAAAAGCGCCCCACUGCCUGGUGUUUCACUGCAUGAUACACAGACAGGCUCUGGUCAGCAAACACCUCUAUGAGGAACUAAAUGAAACCUUAAAGACUGUUGUAAAAAUUGUGAACUUUAUUAAAACUCGUCCAGUCAACAAACAAAUCUUUGCACAGCUGUGUGAGGAUGAGACACACCAGACACUCCUCCUCCAUACUGAGGUGCGCUGGUUGUCCCGGGGCAAAGUGUUGGAGCGUUUCAUUGAACUUCAAAACCCAAUAAGAGACUUCCUGACCCUCCAUAACCAGAAACUACUGGAGGAAAUGACAGCCGAGGUUCUAAUUAAGACAUCAUACCUGGUGGAGAUAUUCAGUCUCUAUAAUGAAACAAACAAACGCAUGCAGGGCGCAGAGACCAGUAUAAUGGUGUGCAAGAAAGCAGUGGAUGCAUUUUUGUGUAAAGUGGAGUACAGAAAGAACAAACUGGUGAAGAGGGAUCUACAGCCCUUCCCCUCUUUAAAUAAACAAGCAGGGAGGAAAUUAUCCGAUGCUUUGAUCUACCAGUUCACCCACCACAUGGAGCAGUUUCUGGACGAGAUGAAAUCCCAGUUUUCAGACAUAAAUGAACACAUCGCAAAAGACGCAUGGGUGAUGGACCCAUUUCUCAUGAAACAGGAGGAUGUGGAAUAUCUUCAGGCUGAGGACGAGCUCAUGGAUAUUAAGUCGAAUUCUCUUUUGAAGAAAUUCUAUGAUGAAUAUGGAUACAUGCGGUUUUGGCUUGUGAAAGGACCUGACAUCACUCCAAAACUUGUGCUUCAUGCAACCACCAGAUUCAUCGUGCCGUUCGCAACAACAUACCUAUCAAAGACUGCUUUCAGUGCUCUUGUCACCAUCAUAUCAAAGGCACGUAACAAGCUUGACAUUAACAGUGACUUUCGUUUGGCUGUCACCAAAAUCACACCUGACAACCCAUCACUGGCCAAAGAGUUACAAGCCCAAAGCUCACAUUAA
Erpetoichthys calabaricus (reedfish) is the source of this 1383-nucleotide messenger RNA. RefSeq names its product protein ZBED8-like. The transcript has a single exon. NCBI's taxonomy places the organism in Eukaryota, Metazoa, Chordata, Cladistia, Polypteriformes, Polypteridae. The coding region runs from base 1 to 1383 and encodes 460 amino acids. The record is from RefSeq and is a predicted model, not a curated record.